Calliphora vicina (urban bluebottle blowfly) is the source of this 973-nucleotide messenger RNA. It is a transcript of the gene Pmm2, whose product is annotated as phosphomannomutase. The coding region runs from base 118 to 879 and encodes 253 amino acids. Lineage: Eukaryota; Metazoa; Arthropoda; Insecta; Diptera; Calliphoridae. Gene Ontology annotation, biological process: protein N-linked glycosylation; GDP-mannose biosynthetic process; mannose metabolic process. Gene Ontology annotation, cellular component: cytosol. The transcript has a single exon. The record is from RefSeq and is a predicted model, not a curated record. Gene Ontology annotation, molecular function: phosphomannomutase activity.
AAUAAAUGUUUAUUAUUGGUGUACGUGGUUUUUUAAGUUAAUUUUUAGCCGGUUAGUCCGUAAUUUAGUAAAAUUAAUACAAAAUCAUUUCCUAAGUGCAUUUAAACGAUUACAACAAUGUCCAACUUGAAGAGAGAUGAAAUAUUGCUACUGUUUGAUGUAGAUGGAACACUGACCGCACCAAGGUCUACAGUGGAAGCAGAAUUUGAAGACUUUUUUUACAAUAAAGUAAAACCACUUGCUACCAUAGGUAUAGUCGGUGGUUCUGAUUUGGAAAAAAUGUUUGAACAAUUGAACGGACACAAGAUUUUGGAACAUUUCGAUUUUGUAUUUCCCGAAAAUGGUUUGGUACAAAUCGAAAAGGGCAAAGAAAUGGGUAAACAGAAUAUAAUUAAGCAUUUGGGCGAGGAUACCAUACAACGUUUCAUUAACUUUGUGCUGCGUUAUUUGUCUGAACUGAAGUUGCCCUUCAAGAGGGGAACAUUUCUGGAGUUUCGUAAUGGCAUGAUGAACGUGUGUCCGGUCGGACGUCAGUGUUCUCGCGAAGAACGUAAUUUGUUUGCGGCUUACGAUAACGAACAUCAAGUGCGCCGUAAAAUGAUUGAAGUUUUGAAAAAUGAAUUUGCUGAUGUAGAUUUGACCUAUAGUAUUGGUGGCCAAAUAAGUUUUGAUGUCUUUCCCAAUGGCUGGGAUAAAACGUAUUCCUUGCGCUACAUCGAAGCUCAUUACAAAUUUAAGGAAAUACAUUUCUUUGGCGAUAAAACUGAACCUGGUGGCAAUGAUUACGAAAUAUUUAUUGAUCCCCGUACUAUUUCGCAUAAAGUCCAGUCACCAAAUGAUACCAAGAGAAUAUUAACUGAAUUAUUGAAACUUAAUUAAUUCCUUUAAAAAUGCAUUUAUUGUUGUUAUACAAAAAAAUAUAAAAAACAAUUGUUAUAUUAAAUAUUUUUAAGGAAAUGAACAAAAAAUUAAA